GUUUGCUUACUUUCAGUUUCACAGUGCAAGGGUUCCUCCACAGUGAGGAGACGUCAAACGUAAUGCAUUCUUUCUCUCUCUCUCUCUCUCUCAUUGGGUUGAUAAGUGCUAGAGCCAACGCAACCGUGUGAAUUUUCAGUUUUACACAGCCACCAUGGAGGAGGACGCGGGACAAUCUAUCCCAUUCAAGUACCCCGCCUCUGACUUCUUGUUGACUGUCGGAGGUAUGUUGUUUUUUCUCCUGGAUGUGGUACUAGACGUGUGGGCGGUGGUGACUUUCUAUCAACAAGAGGCCUACGUGUUCAUGGGACUGCUGAUGUUUCUACUACUAGGCUCCUCAGCCCUGGUCCAGGCUUUCAGCUGGCUGUGGUACCACUAUGACAAGGACAGCACUGAGACCAGGACAGAGAGCCUUGUGAAAAGCCUUCACUCACUCAAGAUCCUUCAUGUGUUCCAGAUGGGAGUCUACCUCAGAUAUGCUGGUCUUGUGAGGAUCUCGAUAUGUGGCUUCUGCUGUAGAAAGCGUUACAUGGAGGGCAACGCCGUGUAUCUGACCCAUGACCUUAGCCUGCUGCGCCUCAUCGAGACCUUCUCUGAGAGCGCGCCACAGCUUGUCCUCAUGAUUACCAUCAUCAUCCAGAGGGGAGAGGUGGAGCCCAUUACAAUCUUGAAGGCACUUGGUUCAGUGUCUGCCAUCGCCGUCAGCGUGACCAUGUAUCACCGCUCCCUGCGUUCCUUCCUCCCAGACAAGGCCAAGCAGGGCUGGGGCUCCUCAGUGGUCUACUUCCUGUGGAACCUGCUCCUGAUUGGUCCACGUGUGGCAGCAGUCGCCCUCUUUGCUUCGGUCUUCCCCUGCUUCAUCGCUGCCCACUUCCUGUCUUCCUGGAUGGUUCUAUUUUUUGUCGCCUGGCAACUGAAGACAAACUUCAUGGACAGCGGCGGCGGAGAAUGGCUCUACCGGGCCACCGUAGGUCUCAUCUGGUACUUUAGCUGGUUCAGCAUAGUGGAGGGGCACACCAGGCAGCGGAGCACCAUCUACCACACCUGGAUAGGAGUGGAUAUUGGGAUGCUUUGUGGUUUUUGGGUGUGGCAGAUGAUGAAGAACCCUCCAAAUCUUGAACUGCCACUAGAUCCCUAUGUCAUCUUUGUCAUUAUGAUCUCACUCUACAUAGCUGGACUCUGUCUCAAGGUGACAUACUACAAGUUCUGUCACCCAAAGAUUACAAAGCAGGAAGAAGUUGAGUGUCAUCUCGAGCUGAUGUCGGAGUCUGUGGUGGUCCCCCCAAAUGGGGAAGAUGUGGUUGACUUUAGGUUUAUGGGUCAUACAGAGCGUCCAGAACCGUCCGUCAGGGUCAAUAAAAGGAUGAGGAAUUUAGCUGGUAAUUUUUACUCUUAAUCCAGAUUAUCAGAUGGCUCCUACGCAUUGAGAAGACUGUAUGGGCUUGUUCAACAUUGCAGCCGAUAACCCAGCCAGGCAACUGCCAACGGACUGAUCUACAAAUGACCUUGGCUCAUAAAUAACUACUCAUUAUUUGUUGAUCAGUCACAAUUUAAACACACAAUGAGUGAAAGGUCUGUCUGUUUUCAAAUCCAUCCUUGUACUUGAUUGAUGAAUUCAUGUCAGUAAUUAGUAGGGAACUCCCCUCACCUGGUUGUCUAGGUCUUCAGGGAAAGGGAAAAACCAAAAACCCACACUCAGCUCUCCGUGGAAUGAGUUUUACACCCCUGCCCUACUUAAACGAACCAGCUCUACAGCUUGAAACACUGAGAAAUGUUGACGCUUUCAUUAAAAUGACUGGAAUGAUUUGUUCUAUGAAGACGAGGAUGGCGAUAUGAGACAGUCCUGUUUGGCACAGUGCAUUUCUAAAUAUGAAGGUAAACAGUGCAUUUCUAAAUAUGAAAGUAAACAUUAUAGUAAUGUUUAUCAUGGUCAUGAACUUGUCUCAUUAAUGUGACCUUGUGAGUACAGCUAAUCAGGGUUACUUAUUGACAGUGGUGGAACAAAAUAAUAAAUUGACAUACUUUAGACUUUAAUAAACGUAAAGAUACUUUUACUUUAGUAAUUUUCACCCAGUAAAAUACUACUUCAGUAACUCUAGAAGUAUUUGGUUUGAAAUAUACCUAAGUAUCCAAAGAAAAUGGAAUUGCUAAAAUAUAGUUAAGUCAAAAGUAGUUCAUUAUUAAGCAAACCAAACAAU
This is a messenger RNA of Oncorhynchus mykiss (rainbow trout), 2198 nucleotides long. RefSeq names its product XK-related protein 8. Gene Ontology annotation, biological process: apoptotic process involved in development; engulfment of apoptotic cell; phosphatidylserine exposure on apoptotic cell surface. The record is from RefSeq and is a predicted model, not a curated record. Gene Ontology annotation, cellular component: plasma membrane. Lineage: Eukaryota; Metazoa; Chordata; Actinopteri; Salmoniformes; Salmonidae.